GGGCUGCGAGCUGAGACCAGACCACAUCCGGCCUGCAGCCAGGAGAAAAACAAUCCACAUGCCAGCCCCAUAGUGACACCCUGGCCUCCUCCGCCCCACAGCGCCCCCUGCUGAGCCCCCUGCCCUGCCCCAUGGCACCCCUGCCCCACAGCGUCCCCUGCUGAGAGCCCGCUCCCUGCGGCAGGACACUCCCCAGUGCCCCAUGAUGAGCUCCCUGCCCCACGGCAACCCCUGCAGCGCCCCCUAGAGGCCCAGUCCACACAGGAUGCUCGGGACGUCCCUGGGGCUGCCCCAGUGAGCCAUGGCCCCAUGGCGGUGAAGGGGGCGGUGAAGGAGGGGAAGGAAAUGAGUGAACAAUACGUGACCCACCCCCACGCGGCACCCAGAGAAGUGAUGGCGCCGGACCCUGAACUGCGACCGCUGCUUGUAGCUCUGCUCACGUUAAACCUUCUGCGAGGGCUGGCCCCCUCCCAGGCCUUCAGCAUCGAGACCCACAACGCCACUGUCUUCGAGGGUGACGCCGACGUGCAGUUCGGGUACCGGGUAGUCCAGAUGCGCUCGAACGACAGCUCCUGGCUGGUGGUCAGUGCCCCCCUGGCGGGGAACGGGACGGGGGCCCUGUAUCGCUGCUCCUAUCAUGCGGAGACCUGUCAGCCCAUCCCCCUGCCCGACACCCCCCUGGUCUCCCUGGGGCUGGCGCUCGCCUCCGAUGAGAUCUCCGGGUCCCGAGUCAUCGCCUGUGGUCCCCGGCUCCAGCAGCGCUGUGAGGAGAACGUGUAUCUGCAGGGGCUGUGCUAUGUGUGGGGGGGGCUGGGAGAGCCCCCCCAGGGUCCUGCGCCCGGCCGGCCAAGAGUGCAUUUCGGGGGUGGACGUGGCUAUUUUAUACGACGACUCGCUGAGCAUCCAGCCCAACGACUUCACGCUCAUGAAGCAAUUUAUCGGGAAGCUGCUGCGCGCCCUGGCAGGGCCCCGCGUCCAGAUUGCCGUGGUCCAGUUCUCCUCCCACAUCAACCACGUUUUCACCUUUGCCGACUACGUCGCGAAGGGCCUGGAGGCCGUGGAGCAGGACCUGAUGGCCUUCCCCCAUCUGAAGGGGAACACUCACACGCCCUCAGCCAUCCUCUUCACGGUAAAACAAACCUUCGCCCCUGAGCAUGGCGCCCGGUCCCACGCCAAGAAGCUGCUGAUCGUCCUGACUGAUGGGCAGUCCACCGACACCGUAAACUUCUUCCCCCAGGCCAUCCAGGCGGCCAACAACAUGGGGCUGGUCCGCUACGCCAU
Molecule: messenger RNA, 1281 nt
Organism: Trachemys scripta elegans
Lineage: Eukaryota; Metazoa; Chordata; Testudines; Emydidae
Product: integrin alpha-M-like
Exons: 8
Coding region: 310-1152 (280 amino acids)
Biological process (GO): integrin-mediated signaling pathway; cell adhesion mediated by integrin; cell-cell adhesion
Cellular component (GO): external side of plasma membrane; integrin complex
Molecular function (GO): integrin binding
Source: RefSeq, a predicted model, not a curated record